Molecule: messenger RNA, 1676 nt
Organism: Drosophila albomicans
Lineage: Eukaryota; Metazoa; Arthropoda; Insecta; Diptera; Drosophilidae
Product: putative nuclease HARBI1
Exons: 4
Coding region: 192-1361 (389 amino acids)
Source: RefSeq, a predicted model, not a curated record
UAUUGCAUAUUUCUACUAAAUGCAACAUUCUACAGAAUGCAACAUAAAAAGCGUAUGCAACUUUUUGUCAGCUGUUCCGCAACUGUUGCUGUUGUGGCGGUUGCUGCAUCCCUGGUUUCUUAUCGAUAACAGCUGCUGUUGUUUCAAUUUGUAUUUGAUAAAAUGUAUGUUUAUGUUUAACGAAAUUAAAAAUGGAUAUUUCAAGACUUGUGAUGUUGUGCGAGCAGAAUGAGUUAAGUUUCCUCAAUCUGCUCGAGUGGGAAGAAGAGUUUGACGACACGGUGGAUGGCUGCCGCUUUAGCUAUGACCGGCAACGCAAGAAACGAAAAGCGCCUCGCGAAUGGGCAAUUCCACGUAGCGGAGCAUUCUGGGAGAAAAUUGUGCCGCACGCUACAGAUGAGGAUUUUAAGCAGCAUUUUCGCCUGGAAAGAAGUGACUUCUAUCAAUUGAUCGAAUAUCUAAAGUGUAUGAAAAAAGCAAACACAUCAUUCCGAAAAGCAAUUGCAGUGGAAAAGCGAAUUGCCAUUGCAUUAUAUACCUUAGGGACCACAGCUGAAUACAGUGCGGUGGCGCAGCUGUUUGGCGUCUCAACUCCAAUGGUGUGCAAGAUACUCAAUCAGUUUUGCAAAGAGGUGAAACGUGUUCUUGGCCCGGAUUUCAUGCCACACGAAUUCCUGACACAACAGGCGACGCUUCAGAAAUGUGUACAAGGUUUCUAUGAUGUUCACGGAAUUCCACAGUGCAUUGGCGCAAUUGGCUGCUGUCACAUGCAAUUGAGCGUAAAUACGUUGCUGGCUCUAGUGGAUUAUCGUGGAAGAUUUCUGUAUGUGGAGUACAAGAGUCCAAGUAGCCAGCCCGAUGCCGAGACAUAUAAAGGAAGUGCAUUGCUAGAAAUGUUUGAUGCAUCACCUUUUAUCGAAUUAAACUACAAGAUUAUGGGGAGCAUUGCUGUUCCAUUGAUGCUUUUGGGAGACUCCAGCUACGAGAUGAGUCCAACGCUCAUAACACCGCAUCCAUCAAAUGCAACACCCCGGCAAAGUGUCUUUAACAAUGCUCUAAAUGAAGCCAGACACGUUGUGGAUCGUGCUUUUCUUGAGUUGAGAGCGCGUUUUGGCCGCUUGGCUAAGGGAUUAGAUACCCAGGGGAAACCCAAUGAUAUUAUUGACUGCUGUUGCAUAUUGCACAAUUUCCUCAGCUACAAAAAGAGCAUAAUUUGCGACUCGUGGGUCAACAGUGUGCCAAAUGAUGAAAGCAAACAAGCAAACUUCACUCAGGUAACCAAGAGUGAUCCAGAAGCUGAAAUGAUACGACAAGCGAUUAGCACAAAACUCAAGGUAAGAGUUUCAUGUGCUCCAGAAUAGGAAAUAUAUCCAAAGUGAUCACCAAGUCAAGGAUCAUAUUGCUCCCUUUUUCGGAGUCGGCCAAGAUCAACCAAACCCCUUUUGGAUAAUGCUAAAUAGAGAAUCAACUCGAUGCUAUAAAAAGAAUUUAAGAUACUAAACACAUUUUUUUAUUUAUCCAAGACUAUGAUCGCAUUAUCUAACAAUAAUUUCAUCAUAUUUGUAUCUGCGUAUAAGCAUUUUGGAUGAGGCGAGAGUCGGUGAGCUAUACAAACAAGUAUUUGGUAAUCCCCAUUCAGUCUCUUUCACCGGGAAGUACUCAUUUGUUUUUCUGUG